AAAAAAUAAACACUUUUGAAAUAAAACAUCUAUUUUUUUUAAAAUAUGAAAAAAUGUAUGCAUAUAAAUAAAAUAAAAGCUAAAUAACAUUGUUUAUUUCCUAUUCUGAGACACUAUAAACACUUUCAUUAAAUAUAGAUGACUGUUGAACAAAGUAAGCACAUUGUUUAUUUUGUCUUCCUGCAUCGGUUUACUAAAAGCACUUUCAUAAACAAAUUAGUUUUUUAACAUGCGUACUAAAUGUAUAUUAGUAAAUUAUAUUCAGUGUCUACUAGGCCUAAUUCUCACUAAUUAUAAUUUUCUUUAAUUCAUUAACCUAAUUUGCUUCUAACAUUGUGGUUUUCAAUCAUACUCUAACAGGUAUCUUGAUUGAUGCCAUUCUAAAUUUAGAGUCAGAUGUAGCCUACAACAAAAUUACACUUGAUUUAUCUUCAAAUUAAGGCCAAAACGUUUUUGAAACAGCCAGAUGAAGUUGGGAUAUUUUUUCUUUCUAAUUCUCUUAGCUGUUUUAUUACAGCUAUUUCAGAAAAUAUUCAACAGCAUCUUUAAAGGGCACUCAGAUCUCAGUCUACAAUGCCCAAGAGGGAGUUUUAUUUUGCCAGGAAUGAAGAUGUGCCAUCCUUGGCUGACAUGUCUAGGAAUAAAAGAAAAUGUCACUGUCAUGAACAAUGAUUUAGGAAAAGGUGCCCAGAAAAUUGUGAAAGAAGGAAUUUGGCUUGGUCAUCCAGUUGCAGUUAGCAUCUUACAACACAAGGAACAUGAAGAUGAUUUUCAACAUAAUUUAAAGAUGCUUCAGCUCUUUAGCCAAGAGUUGCAUGUUGCUCAACUUGUAGGCUGGUGCAUGAAUGAUAACUCUAGAUCAGUAAUAAUUACUGAAUUAUAUCCCCUUGGUGCUGCAGAUGCUAUACAUUCGACUAUUAUAAAUAAUUUUCCAUUCUUAAACACAAUUUAUGAAAAAUUUAAAUUUUGUGUACAUUUUGUGAAAAUUAUCGACAUUUUACAUUCACACCCUGGAGGGCCGCUUGUUUUAUGUGACGCCAAUGAUCCAAAGAAAGCAUUAAGUCAGUUUCUAGUCACAAACAAUUUGACAUUGGUUCUCAAUGACAUGGAUGCCCUGCCUCAAGUGAACAGGGCCACAGGGGAGCUCAUCAAAUGUGGUCGUAGAGAACUCAUUGGGGACUUUGUUGCACCAGAGCAGUUAUGGCCCUUUGAUGACCUUCCUUUCAAUGACAGCGCCAUGCCUAGCUAUGAUGAAAAAGUUGACAUUUGGAAGAUUCCGGAUGUUUGUAAUUACAUAAUUGGUGAUAAGGCAGGCUCCAGUAAACUUCAGUUACAACUUUUUAAUAUUCAUUCACAAUGCAAGCAGCUGGACCCUGCAAAAAGACCUUCAGCAAAGCAGGUGUUACAUGUGUAUAACAGUAUUAGUAAAAAAUUGAAGUUAGAGGAAACCAAUACAAAAUCUGAUAAACUCAUUAGGCAUUGAUUGAAACAAAUUACACUGACUGAUUCCAUCUGUGUUGUGGAGGCUAUGUAAUUAAGAUUGUUUUAUAAUAUUUUAGCUAAGAUUAGAGAAAAUUGAUUUGUUGUUUUAAAAUCCCAAAUGGUGCCAAUAUAUUAUUAUUUAUUUGAGGAAAGGUGAUGAGACAGAUGAUAGUGGUAUUACUAUUACUCUCAGCAAAGGUUUAUGGGACUACACUCUUAUUUUAUAAAAUUUAUCCGAUUAUUUCCCCUUGUAUUAGGUUUGUAUCUCACAUGCAUUGUAUACUUGUACUUUGAUAGUUAAUGUAUGAUGUAUUUUUAUGUUUAUAACAUUUACACUUGUAUUAAGUUGAAACUGUGAUGUUUAUUAUAAAAUAAUAAUUUUAUCUAAAGUCUUUAUUUUCCAUUUGCAUUUACACUGCUUAGUCUUUUGUCAUACAUUUUACGUGUAGGAAUGUGGUCUGAAAAAGUGGAAGGGGGUAUGAUGUUGAA
This is a messenger RNA of Physella acuta, 1971 nucleotides long. RefSeq names its product protein O-mannose kinase. Gene Ontology annotation, cellular component: endoplasmic reticulum membrane. The record is from RefSeq and is a predicted model, not a curated record. Lineage: Eukaryota; Metazoa; Mollusca; Gastropoda; Physidae. Gene Ontology annotation, molecular function: protein kinase activity; carbohydrate kinase activity; ATP binding. Gene Ontology annotation, biological process: protein phosphorylation; protein O-linked glycosylation; carbohydrate phosphorylation.